Helicoverpa armigera (cotton bollworm) is the source of this 1705-nucleotide messenger RNA. Its product is annotated as PI-PLC X domain-containing protein 3. Bases 399 to 1430 code for a protein of 343 amino acids. The transcript has 7 exons. Gene Ontology annotation, biological process: lipid metabolic process. Gene Ontology annotation, molecular function: phosphoric diester hydrolase activity. NCBI's taxonomy places the organism in Eukaryota, Metazoa, Arthropoda, Insecta, Lepidoptera, Noctuidae. The record is from RefSeq and is a predicted model, not a curated record.
CGCCUCUUUUCCUUCAAUUGGACAGGCUAAUAGGCUAAGCCGAGCCCAGUAAUCAAGGUCAAAGCUAAUCUUGGAGCACCAAAUGUAAAAAAAUGACUCCUUUCACCUAAUCAAAGUAGUUGACAUCUGGCUCAGAGGGACAAAGCAAUCUGCGCACCGGUUUAAUAGCAAUAGUAGGUAACCCUACUUUUUGCAUUUAUUAACUCUGAACUAUUGAAGUGCAUGAUAUGUUCAUUUUAGUUUAAUCUUAGAGCAGUACAUUUACAUGUGCGAAGUGUUACACACGUUCUAAACAUCGGAUGUUAACAGUACCUCGGUUUAGUGCAGUUUUUUGUUCGUAUUUUGAAGAACACCGGCAAUUUUCCGGUCGCUUACACGUGCGAAACUGUGUGUGAAAUAUGAAGUUUGUGUUCAUUGUGCUGUCAUUAGCUGCAAUCAUGGGUGAAGACACUGCAGCACAAAAGCUUCGUUUGGAGAACUGGAUGAGUGACCUGCCUGCUCCCCUUAAAGAAUUACCACUGAUAUUCCUUGCUAUACCAGGAAGCCAUGACUCCAUGACAUAUGGUAUAACCAGGUCUAGUACCGUGGCUCCAGAUGCCGAACCAAUACUCAACCGACUGUACCCGUUAUUCCGAGGUACGAUUUUACGAUGGACCAUAACGCAGGCCAGUGACACUUGGCACCAACUUCUCAUUGGCAUUAGAUACUUUGACCUGAGACUGGCUACGAAGGUUGAUGAUGACAAGUUCCAUUUCACCCAUGGGCUUUAUGGAGAUGAAAUAUCCACCGCUUUGGGACAAGUCAAGGAGUUUGUUGAUACUCACCCUGGAGAGGUAGUAAUACUAGACUGCCAGCAUUUCUACGGGUUUACUCGGGAAGACCACAUGAGGUUGCGUCGGUACUUGCUCGACCUAUACGGGCCGAGACUCGUGCCUCGUCAGAUUGACCUGCAUGCCAUCACGCUCAACUCGCUCAAUAGGCUUAAAAUGCAGGUGAUCAUAGUCUACCGCAACGAGACCGUGAACACAACGGGUGAGUUCUGGCAGCCGCAGAUGAUGCCGUCGCCGUGGCCUCAGCAGGACACCAUCACAGGCCUGGUGUCCUUCCUCGAGAACAUCCGGCGACACCCCAGCACGGGGUUCGUGCAUCAGGCUGUACUUACACCUACGCCGAUAUUUAUUGUGCUCCGGUGGAUAUCAAGCUUACGUGAAAGAUGUGCAGUGCCAGUCAUCAAAGAAGUAUUGCCGAAGCUAGCAGACUUCACCCCCGGCCCGCCCGCGCCGGCACACAAGCCCGGCGUCCGCGCACCCGUCAACGUCGUCAUCGCUGACUUCGUCGACAUGGACAAUGCAAUAUUCCCGCGAACCAUUAUAGACCUUAACAUGAAGCUCUUAAGACACACAGACGUUGUUCACCACAAUAAUGGGUAAGGCCUACGAUCUCACAAUCUAGGCUUUGUUUCUAAUUAGUUCGCCCGUUGACGAAUUGUGUCGAUUUUUACAAGUACCUGAAGCUUUUUUACGUAUUUUAAUACAAGACUUUUCUGUGAUAAUUAAAUCAUAUUUUUAUAUACUUUCAGUAAUGCAUAUAAUUAUUGUAAACAUAUAUUGCCAUUAGUAUAUUUAUGAUGAUCUGUUGUAUGCCAUUAGAAAUAAAACAUAUUGUACAAGUGCCUCAAAUAAAGGUAGAUGUAUUUCAAAUGAAA